GUAUUUUGGUAGUCUGUAAGCCAUUUUUGUUGCCAAUGCAUCUGCUUAAGGACAGGAAGCGAGGAAAGGAAGCAUUAAUUGUUUAGAAAAAAUAAUUAUGACCAAUGACAUCUCGGUAACUGCAUGUGAGGUACCACCUUAUUCAUCGCCAUUGGACAACAUUCACUCUUUAAUCGUUGAUUGGACGACAUCGUUGCAACGCUUUUUCAAGCUUUUUAUUUUACUGCGGAUGUUUUGGUUCCAAUCGAAAAAAUCAGAAACGGGUGUAUUUAUCUAGUUGACUCAAGCCGAGCAGCUAAAUAACCAGGACUAUCAUGAAGAGAGUCACUCUGUUUGUCAACGGAACGUCUUCCAAUGGCAAGGUUGUGGCGCUAUAUGGAUCGUUGACAGACCUGCUGUCCGUCGCUAGCAGUAAACUGGGAAUCCGAGCCUCCAGCGUUUAUAACGGAACAGGCGGUCUUAUAGACGACAUAACGCUUAUAAGGGAUGAUGACGUGCUGUAUGUGUCUGAGGGCGACUCCUUUGAUGAUGCGAGUAAGACAAAGUGUGCAGACCCCCGGGAUGACCCUGGUUGUCCAGACUGGUUCCAAACUCACACUGAUUGGCUGACGCUCAACGUUGGGGGUUGCUGCUUCACCACCACACGGAGCACUCUGGUCAGUAAAGAACCAGCGAGCAUGCUGGCCCACAUGUUCCGAGACAAAGAUGUGUGGGGUAAUAAACAGGACUCCCAGGGUGCCUACCUGAUAGACAGGAGUCCAGGCUACUUUGAACCAAUCCUCAACUACCUGAGACACGGACAACUCAUCAUCAAUGACGGCAUCAACCCACUGGGGGUCCUGGAGGAAGCUCGGUUCUUCGGCAUUGAGCAGCUGGCUGAGCAACUGGAGAACCUGAUCAAGAGUUCCCAGCCUGCUGAUGACCACUCCCCUCUAACCAGGAAGGAGUUUGUACGUUUCCUGUUGGCCACACCCACCAAGUCAGAGCUGCGCUGUCAGGGUCUGAACUUCAGCGGUGCAGACCUGUCUCGCCUGGACCUGCGCUACAUCAAUUUUAAGAUGGCCAACCUGAGAGCUGCCAACCUCACUCACGCCAACCUCAGUGGUGCCAACCUGGAGCGGGCAGACCUGUCCUCAGCCUGCCUUGACGGAGCUAACCUACAGGGUGUUAAGAUGCUGUGUUCUAAUGCGGAGGGUGCAUCUCUGAGAGGCUGUAACUUUGAGGACCCUGCUGGAGUCAAAGCCAACAUGGAGGGUGCCAACCUAAAGGGGGUGGACAUGGAGGGUAGUCAGAUGACGGGUAUCAACCUGCGAGUUGCCACACUGAAGAACGCCAAGCUGAAAAACUGCAACCUGAGAGGAGCUACACUGGCAGGCACAGACCUGGAGGUAAACACACACACACACACACACAAAACACCUCUCAAGCAUAGCUCCCUCCCUCUCUUUCUCCCCCUCUCUCUCAGAACUGUGACCUGUCUGGGUGUGAUCUACAGGAAGCUAACCUUCGGGGCUCCAACGUGAAGGGAGCCAUCUUUGAAGAGAUGCUGACUCCACUGCACAUGUCUCAGAGUGUGCGAUAACCCCACUGCACAUGUCUCUGAGUGUGCGAUAACCCCACUGCACAUGUCUCUGAGUGUGCGAUAACCCCACUGCACAUGUCUCUGAGUGUGCGAUAACCCCACUGCACAUGUCUCUGAGUGUGCGAUAACCCCACUGCACAUGUCUCUGAGUGUGCGAUAACCCCACUGCACAUGUCUCUGAGUGUGCGAUAACCCCACUGCACAUGUCUCUGAGUGUGCGAUAACCCCACUGCACAUGUCUCUGAGUGUGCGAUAACCCCACUGCACAUGUCUCUGAGUGUGCGAUAACCCCACUGCACAUGUCUCUGAGUGUGCGAUAACCCCACUGCACAUGUCUCUGAGUGUGCGAUAACCCCACACAAACAUACACUCCUGGUCCUUAAGUCAUUCCUCCCAACCCCCUGUGUAGCUCACCACUGAUUUUCUCUUCUCAGAAGAGACUAGUUGCCCAAUACUAUAUCAACCCUUAGUAGUCACUUAGCUACCUGAGGGCAGUGGUUGUUCCUCUGACAUGAGUGAAUAUGAAACGACACCCAGGAAUGUUUUAGUUCUGGUACACAUGUUUGUAUAUACGGCGUAAAAGGUUCUACAUGUUUGUAAAAUAAUAUAUGUAUUUUGAAGGUAGAUACGGCAGAUUCGGGCCAACUUCCGCAACAACAAACAGUGUGAGGCUAAACUUCUUGCUGUUUUGGUCUCGCAGCUAUCACGUUGCAGCAGUGUGAAAUACACCCAUGCACAUGCGCUUAUCUGCAAUAUCUGAGGUUCAUGGCAAAAGUUAUAUGGCUGAGUCUCACUUUAAUGGGUCCACAUGUACAUUAUCCUACAUGGACCAUCUUCUCCAUGCCAGGGGUUGGAUUUCCAUCACAUGGUGCUACACUUUAUCAUUGUGAAAAGUUGUUCUAUUUUUGUAUCACACUGUCACUGUAUAAUUACUGUCUUAUGUCUUUUGCAAUAAAGGCUCUAGCCUGUUUUUAGUA
This is a messenger RNA of Oncorhynchus tshawytscha (Chinook salmon), 2559 nucleotides long. RefSeq names its product BTB/POZ domain-containing protein KCTD9. Gene Ontology annotation, biological process: protein homooligomerization. The transcript is spliced from 11 exons. Lineage: Eukaryota; Metazoa; Chordata; Actinopteri; Salmoniformes; Salmonidae. The record is from RefSeq and is a predicted model, not a curated record. The coding region runs from base 315 to 1523 and encodes 402 amino acids. Gene Ontology annotation, molecular function: protein binding.